Solanum lycopersicum (tomato) is the source of this 582-nucleotide messenger RNA. RefSeq names its product defensin-like protein (gene DEFL1). Gene Ontology annotation, biological process: defense response. The record is from RefSeq and is marked validated. Lineage: Eukaryota; Viridiplantae; Streptophyta; Magnoliopsida; Solanales; Solanaceae.
ACAUUACAUUAAAAAAAAUAAAUUAUUAUUUCUUCUCUCUCUCAAAAAAAUUGUGAAAAUGGCACAAUCCAUUCGUUUCUUUGCUACUUUGUUUCUUCUAGCCAUGCUUGUUAUGGCUACUGAAAUGGGACCAACGAGAAUCGUAGAGGCAAGACAUUGUGAGUCGUUGAGCCAUCGUUUCAAGGGACCAUGUGUGAGCGAUAAGAAUUGUGCCUCGGUUUGCGAGACCGAAAGAUUUUCCGGUGGUAAUUGCCGUGGAUUCCGUCGCCGUUGCUUUUGCACCAAGCCAUGCUAAAUAAAUAAUUUUGAUUUUUAUGUGUAAAAGAAGAAGUUUGAGAAGAAAAAAAAUAUUAUGUAAUUUUGAAUAAAGAUGUAUUGUAAUGCUAGUUUUGUUUGUAAAAACUAGUUGUGAUCUUUGAAUUUGUAUGCAAUUAUGGUGCACUAGACUUGUAAUUCUUCAUGUGGUGUAUUUUUAUUUUUAUUUUUGAAAUAUUAUAGAUAAAAUUUGUCUUUUAGCCUUUUUGUUAGUAAGUUUUAAUAAAAUAUUCUUCGAUGCGGAAUCAAGAAUCGAUCAUUUCUUUU